Equus quagga is the source of this 3561-nucleotide messenger RNA. RefSeq names its product chromosome 9 C18orf63 homolog (gene C9H18orf63). NCBI's taxonomy places the organism in Eukaryota, Metazoa, Chordata, Mammalia, Perissodactyla, Equidae. The coding region runs from base 1447 to 3561 and encodes 704 amino acids. The transcript has 14 exons. The record is from RefSeq and is a predicted model, not a curated record.
UAGUAGGAAGGAAAAGAAAAGCAGGCAGGUGCAGGAGCGACUUGCUCAAGAAGCUGCCAUAGGGAUCCAUCGUCGACAGGGAACAACAGAGGCAGAGGGAAGAGUUCAUUCUAUCGGGUGGAGGGGUGGAAAGAGCCCUUUGCAUAACAGAAGCAUUUUAGAGUGCCAGCUGCUUUAACUGGUAAAACAAGGAUGGCCACGAUGCAGGAGGGGAGACUGACAAGUGGGGCCCAGUCACAGGAUAUCUGAAGAAGUCCAGAGGAUCUCAGGCAAGGGAAGGAGUUCUCUGUCACGUAAAAAGAAAGUAAGUGCUUGGUCAUACCACCCUAAAUACUUUUGUAGGGAAAAAAACCUUCUCAAAUUGAGCUUUAGUAUUUCCUUAGAUCAAAUUCACCGCACCCUGAGCAAAUCACCUGGAAGAGUCCAAUAAUUGAUCAGUUCUCCCCUGCGUGACGGACUGCGGUGUCUUCUUAAUUUCCUCCAGUAAUGGAAGACACAAAAGCACCUAACAUUUCAGAAAGGUGGACAGUGAUUCUGUUUUGAAACCUGUUUCUCCUCCUCUUUUGUUUAAACCAAUCUAGUGCUAAAGAAAUCAACUUUUUUCUCUACUAUUUGUAAAAGUUCUCCAUCCACAUUACUGAAAAAUAGGAAAGCACAAAAAGAAAAUAAAAAUCAUCUAAAUCACUAUCUUGCCAUCCAGACAGGGCUGAACACACAUAUAUGUACAUGUGUGAAAAUUUUAAAAAGAAAACCAUGAUCAUUACCUUAGUAUACUGUUUCAUUAGACAAAAAGCAGAUUACAACACACAGUACAGAGACAGUACUGCCUAGUGGUCACUACUACUAUGUGAACUGGGAAAAUAAUGGUACUUGUCUCCUAUUGCUUUUGAGGAUUAAAUGUGUUAAUAUAGGUGUCUGACACAUAAAAUAUGACCAAUAAAUAUUAUCCAGCAUUUUUAUUAAAUAUUUUCUACUGUCAUUAUCUUUUCUCAAUAUAGCUUUAUAAAUUGGCUACAAAAUGUUACAUUGUGUAGACAUUUCCAAACUUCAUUAAAUUUCUUCUAUUGGGGGCAUUUAGAAGCCCACUUUAAACAAACAGCGGAGCCACACUCGAGGUAUAGCAGGCAUAGGCAGUUAGUUGCCUGUCUCACUCUGAAACCAGCCUGCAGCUUCCUGAUGCAUCUCCCCGUCUGUGGCAAUGAAAAACAGGAUGUGUUGCUUCUGGAACAGUCUGCUUAUUGCUGGGCUCAGACUGAGUCAGAAGCAACAACGUGGGAGAUAUAAAAUGACUAACCUAGCACCCACAACGCAUGUCAAUUCAGACUGCUGUUCCCUCCAUGUGGGCAGCUCACCUCAGGCGUUCCUUAGCUUUUCGUGCCUGGUAAGGACCCGUGAAGACAGACAAACCUCCGCCUGAUUGCUGAGACAUUGAGUCAACAGGAAAAUAUGAAUGAUUCUAGGCAGCAGUCACUGUUCUUCCUCACACUUCCAGACUUACACAAACUCUGUGCCGUCAGGAUAAUAUUGAGUCGUGGGGAGGCAGACACCGAGAUUAGGAGUACACAAAUGAAGAUGUGCAGGCAAUUGCUGUUUUUGCACCAAGAUAUUCUUGCAUCACCUGUGCCUGGAAUAUUUAGCCAAAUUUGGGUAGUGAUGGCGAUACCAUUUUAUAAAGCUGGAAAACUUAAUACCUAUAUUGAAAAACAUGGAGCUAAGGUGGAAGCUCCACAAAGAGUAAUUCCUGUAAUUCUUCAAAACUGCCUUUCAUAUUCACUCACAGCUAGGCUUGCUCCAGCCUGGAAUAAAACUGGCCAUCUCUUGGUGCAAGGAAGAGAAUUUCUUUCUCAGAUGGGAAAGCAAAGUGCUGUUGUACUAGACAUCAAUGUAACAGAAACUCAAGUUUGUCUAAGUAUAGAAGCUUACACAAUCAGACUGCCACCACCUAAGCUAAGAGAAUUUGACAUUUCUCAGAGCAUUAUAAAGGAUUUUGAUACUAAGAAGAACGCCGUCAUUGAGGGACAUUCAAUUUUAAACAACUGGUGCUAUGUUUUGCCAAGUAUGAAAAUGGGACAAAUAAUAAGUAUUCUUCACACCAUACCUCCUGACUGUCCUUUUCAAUCAUAUGAAGAUUUCCAGAUGCACUGGGAGGAUCUGUAUGGCUAUAAACUUCCAGAAGAUUGUGGAAAUAUUAAAAUAUACUGCAGCAUCUACUUCAAAAUGAUAGGAAGAAGGAUCUUCACAUACCCUCUCAGUUGCAUCAGAAGUCAGCCCAUACAGUUCUUUCCUAGGGUAGAUUUGGAAGGUGUGUUGAAAAGUUUUCUUUCAGAUUUAAAAUCUAAACUGCCCCAUAUAUGUGGAUUUCCCAUAAAGAUGACAACUAAACCAUGCUACUACACACAAGAACUAACUAAACCUCAUGUACAGGAAAAUAAAGUCAAGCCACCCAAUCUGACCACUAAGCAAAUGUUCAGGUCCUCUCUGACUCAGGCCCCUUCCACAAGACCCGCCCUGGCUCAGAGUCUUCUACCAUGUUCAGUAGCCACGGACCACAAGGUGGAGCUUUCAGUCAGCCAGCCAAAGCCCUGCACAUACUCAACUCUGCACCUCCAGCCAGAAUCUGUUCAGAGCAGAAAGAAAGCCCUGUCUUAUAAGACACCACACGUACAUUUGGAAGUACCAAAGCCCAACAGAGGAAAUACUCAAGUUCAAGACACAAAUUUUAGCUCCCGCAGUAAUAGCACCCCUAAAUUCAUACCAGUUUUCAAAACUCAGUCGUUACAGAUGAACAAAAAUGUCUUAGAACCUGGCAGCCUGAAAAGAAAACAGCAUGUUGUUACAGAAUCUAAAUUGUUUUCACUUAAAACUAGUGUGAUCCAGGAUGAAAAACUGAUUUUAGAUGCAACCAUAAAAAAGAGAACUAGUAGUAACAUUCAGAUGAAUGCUAGAAAUUUAAAUCAGAAGACUUCUAGACCUCUGCAAGAAAAAAACACUGAGUCCUAUGAAAACAUGACAAAAUAUCCCCCUUCUGAUGGAAAACGGACUGUGAGUUUAAGUGUAGGUAAAAAACUAUCUGAUAGUUCAGUAUUUCAGAUGUUAAAUAACAAUUUAGGUGUAAUAAAAAGUGCUGUUGACUUUCGAGUUAAUGGAAAAGAAAAUUUAACAAGCAAAUAUGUAACACAAACUUUAGGGAAAGGCCACAAGUCACUGAAAGUGAAAAGACAACCACACAUUUUUGAAUCAGGCACAGAAAUGGAAGAUCCCCAACUACCACAGCGGCAAUCAGGAAAUCAAACUAAAGAAGUUGAUGUAAGUGACCACCAACUGGUAGUGAGCAGAACAGUCCACAGGUCUAAAAGAAAGUUAUGGCAGGAAUCUUCAGAAACUUCAAAGAAGCCUCAUUCCAAUACUAUCCAUUAUAGGCAAUCCAGUUCUUCUAGUAACCAGAUACAUAACUUGGACAAAUCAAAACCGAAGAAAUCUCGCAUCAUUCCUAAAGCUUAUAACAUGGAUGUGAAAGAAGGAAAUAUUUACCAGGGGCUGACGCCGUGGUCGAGUGGUUAA